This is a messenger RNA of Plodia interpunctella (Indianmeal moth), 9016 nucleotides long. It is a transcript of the gene Megf8, whose product is annotated as Multiple EGF like domains 8. The transcript has 22 exons. The record is from RefSeq and is a predicted model, not a curated record. Gene Ontology annotation, molecular function: protein binding; calcium ion binding. The coding region runs from base 330 to 8756 and encodes 2808 amino acids. Lineage: Eukaryota; Metazoa; Arthropoda; Insecta; Lepidoptera; Pyralidae.
AAAUCAAAUCAAUCUCCAAAUGUCAAAAUACUGUGAUGGACUGUGAAUUGUUUGUUUGUAAGGAAAAAAAACACGUUAGAAAGUAAUAACAAGACAUAAAAUAAUAGCUAACAAACAAUUGGAAAUCAGGAGCAAUAUCUUUACAAAAAUACUGAUUAUAUUUACCAGUCAUUGAGGCAUUAUUCAUCUAAGUGGUUAGCCUUGAAGUAGAUGUCAUCUAUUAACUUAAAUGAGUGUUGUUUAUUUUACAUUUUAGUGAUAUUAGACGCGUAUUCACGAUUAUAUGGCUUUGAAGUUUGACUUAUGUUUUACAAUAAUUCGGAAGAGGCAUGUUUUAUCCACGGAAUCGGGAGAAAGGUGCAGGUUUAGUAGUUGUAAGCUGGACUUACCUGGUCGUAAUCAGCGCCGCAUACGCCGCGGUCCCGCUGCCCUGCGAUAAAACUCGAAGAGUGUUCACUGAGCCCAGCGGCAUCAUCACUGAUGGCCCCAACACCUCCAACUACACUCAAGAUUCUCAUUGUGAAUGGCUUAUUAAAGCAGCAAAUAAAAGUCAAUUUAUAACAUUGAGUUUUAUUCGUAUGGGCACAGAAUGUUCCUAUGACUAUGUGUUUGUUUAUGAUGGUGAUUCCUUUGAUGCCCCACUACUUGGAAGUUUUAGUGGAAAAACUGAACCGCAAAAUGUUACUGCAUCUAGUGGUUAUAUGCUAAUUCUUCUCUACAGUGACACAAACUAUGUAUUAGAUGGAUUCCAUGCUAUGUACGCCAUUCAUAACUGCCCCAACAACUGUACAGGGCAGGGUGAGUGUGUUGCUAAUAAAUGUUUUUGUGAAGGAAAGUGGGGCGGACCUGACUGCAGUGUGAAGUUAUGUCCUAAUGAAUGCUCAAAUAAUGGCCACUGUAAAGGAGACAGAUGUAUUUGCAAGAAGGGUUAUUCAGGAGAGUCCUGUUCCCUCAAGAGUAAGGAUAAAGAGGGCAACAGCUGGCACUGGCUUUCUCGGACUGAAAGUGGGAUGACCCGUAGAGCAGCCCACUCUGCAGUCUAUGUGAAUCAUACUGACUCACUCUAUGUGUUUGGAGGAUAUGAUCUAAAUAAAGUUCUAGGUUUAUUGGAGGUUUAUAGUUUUUCAACUAGUCAAUGGUAUGAUGAAAAUGGAAAGGUUGUUCGAAGAUAUCCAACAAAUGAAGAGAUUGAUAAAUUAUUACUGAGUCACUUUAGAAAGGGAUUUGUGGAUGAUAGCUGGCAUAUAGGAAAUAGGAGCUCUUUAUUUACUCUAAUUUUAUCAUCAUUCUCAAACAAUGACAAGACUAUGUUACCUCUUAUGUAUUCUCCAACGCCAUAUUCAGAAAGUUAUUUACAUUUCACUGAUAGACCUGAAAUGCUAAGCUCAAUGAAAUCGAAUUAUACCAAACCGGAACCUCGGUAUGGUCACUCUGCAUGCGCGUUUGAUGUUGGCUUUGUAAUAUAUGGCGGGAAACUGUCUGAUGGAAGUCUGUCAUCGGAACUGUGGUUGUUUGACGCUAUCGCCAGUCGAUGGACAUUACGAGCAGUGAACUCCAGUUUUACGCCUCCUGGUCUAACCCGCCACACCCUAACCGCCGUCAAAGAUGAGUUAUACCUAUUCGGUGGAAGCACUGUGGAGGGUGAAUUCUCUUCAAGCAUGUAUAAAAUUAAACUAGGUGAUGUACAAACAGAAACAUGGGAAAAAGUACAAGUAAGAGGUGGAAAAGAAUUGGAUGUGCGUGUUGUGGCCCACACAGCAGUUUACCACUCCCAUUCUAAUUCUAUUCUUAUUUACGGUGGUGUGGUGGCUAGUGUUGCCAGGUUUUCGAAGCUGUCCGAUAGAAUGUUUGCAUUUGAUAUAGAUUAUAAACAUUGGAGUGAAAUACAUUAUCCUAGAGCGCAUUUGCGUGACACAUACGUACCGCGUGAAAGGGCUUUUCAUACAGCGACAGUCAUUGGAAAUUAUCUGGUAAUAUUUGGAGGAUACUCCCAUAGGCAUAACAGGGAAGAAAUUUGUUACGACGGCCAAAUGUAUAUAUACCACCUAGGUUGUCAUUCGUGGAUACCCCUGGAUGUUUUAGGGAAAUCCCCCAAGUUUUAUCCAAAAAAACAAGGCGUAUUUGCUCAUGCUGCAUCUUUGAAGCCGCCUUCUACUCUAUUGAUAGCUGGAGGUUAUCACGGAAAUGUAAACGGUGACUUGUUAGCGUACGUUAUUCCGAGUUGGCAAGCUGGUAUCACCAAUGACAACCCGGAGUCAGUAUGUCCUCGUCAUCAGACACAACCGGAAUGCCUGGCCGAUCCUGAGUGUGGCUGGUGUUCUGCUGAUGAUAUUUGCUACGGAAGGACGAUAGGUUCUAACUGCACGACAAACCUGCAGUCAAUAAGAUGCGGCGGCAUUUGUCCAGCGCUGGGCGACUGCCACUCCUGCCUGAUCCACGGGCCCUCGGUGGGUGAGAACAGCACCAGGGCGCUUCUACCUUCUGUUAGUUCCAAGCUAGGACUGUACAAAUGUAGCUGGUGCGUUCAAAAUGCGCGCUGUCACCAUAAAAAUGAUAAUUACGGCGUUUGCGGUGAGGAUACACCUUCGGAAAACCCCGGAUGGUGGGGAAGCACCGGUACUGAAGUGACCACUCCAGAUCAAUGUAAAUUGUUGGACAAACGGCCGGGAUUGACCUUCCUGCGAUACCAACAGCCGGCCGAUUGGAACCACCCGGACGGUGUUUCUAUUGUCAACGCUACAACCGUAGACUGGGGUACUGGAGGCGGCAGCAAUCAAAUAUUCCAAGGUCCAAGUGAAGCUAGACUAAGAGGGUGGCUACACAUUCCGCAGUACUGGAACGGAACGGGAGAAACGUUGCACAUUUGCGCUGGAUAUUCGAACAUAUCGCUGACGUUGGGAGAAAACAGCGGGUCUGUGGCGAAUCUGACCGCGCAGCCGAGCGCCUGCUCGCCGGUGGACUGGCCGCCGCUGUUCCCGGGCCGACUGCUGGUGGACAUGCACGCUAAUGACUCGUUGCAUACUGGACUCUAUCCAUCCCAUCAUCACGCGAAAAUGGAAUUGCUUCAUAAUAAAUCUCAGGAAAGUGCCAAGGUGUUUACAUUCGAGUUUUUGGAGCCAUAUUCAAAUGGGCAGUGUUCCAACUACGGCAACUGUCUCCUGUGCCUGGCGGACGCGGCGUGCGGGUGGUGCGAGCUGACGGAGCGCUGCGAGCCGCGGCUGGCGGACGAGCGGCUGGCGUGCGCGGCCGGCGGCGAGUGGCGCUACCUCACGCUGCAGCCCGCCGCCUGCCCCAACUGCUCCAACCACAUCAGCUGCGAGCGCUGCGUGGCCGGCGGGCUGUGCGAGUGGUGGGCGGACGAGGCGCGCUGCGCACGCCGCGGCCGAGCGCGCGGCGCCGUGUUGCUGCCCGCGCGCUGCCCCGCGCCCUGCCGUCUGCGUCGCGACUGCCGCCACUGCCUCGACGAGCGCGGCCGCUGCGUCUGGUGCGAAGCCACUCGCCAGUGCUUCAGCUUCAGCGUCUACACCAGCGAGUACCAGUUCGGCCUCUGCCGCGAGUGGCUCGACCGCGCCUCCUCCCCGCCCGACGACGCCAGGAAAUCGGAACAGUGCAAGUCUUGCCAGGCCCACGCGCAGUGCUCGACUUGCCUGCAGAGCAUGGGCUGCGGCUGGUGUCACUCCCACGAGAACCCCAUCAACGGGAUGUGCACCGAGGGCGACUUCACUAGAGCUCGCGUCGACUGCGCGUCCCUGCUGAACGUGACGACGUCGGACGCGGGUUGGGCGUACGCGCAGUGCCCCGAUGUGGACGAGUGCGGCCUCAAACUGCACGACUGUCACGAGAACGCAGUCUGCAACAACACGCACGGCUCGUUCACGUGUAAAUGUAAACAAGGGUACAUAGGAGACGGGAAGAAAAAUUGUGCCCGAACUUGCUACAAUAACUGUAUCCACGGGUUUUGUAAAGGCCCGCCCACGUAUCAGUGCGCUUGUGAUUUAGGAUGGACUGGAGCCGAUUGUUCUAUCAAUUGCGGGUGCCAUAACCAUUCAACGUGUAAAACGGGCGUCGGACGUUGUGAUGAAUGUCAGGACUGGACCGAGGGCGAGUUUUGCGAAUCUUGCAAGCCCGGCAGCCACGGCAACGCAACCACGAGCCAGGGCUGCCGACGCUGCGACUGCAACGACCACGGCGAUGAGGCGAGGGGCAUCUGUGACGUCGCCACCGGAGAGUGUAUCUGUAAAGACAAUACGGAAGGACAGAACUGUGAGAGGUGCAAGUCUAAAUUUUAUGGUGACCCACGACAUGGAGGGCGAUGCUAUUAUCAAUGUGAACCUAGAGGCAUGUUGAACGCAUCACAGAUCGAAGGCAUCGGUUCCCAUAAAAUAGAUACCAGAAUUAAAAAUAUUGGUCCUUCCAGAGAAUGUCUGUGGAUAAUUUCGGCCGAAAAUAUUAGUAAUGCCAUAAUUCAGUUUAGUAUAAACUCAUCUACUUUUGAUGUGCCAUGUGAUGAAAAUGCCGUAUACGUAUAUGACGGGCUCGGAGGAGUUCCCGACAUGAGUAACAAUCAGCAAAGCCAACUUUUAGGUGUAUUUUGCGAUUCUGCUUCUUCUGGAGUUGUAGAAGCGAGAAGUGGAAAUUUAACUGUACAUUACAAACAGGGACGGGCUGAUCAGGGUUUCGAAGGGGUAUAUAAAGUAUGGGCUUGUGAUGAUUUUUGUCCUCCACCGAGGCUUUGCAACAAGAAUCAAUGUGUCUGUAAAGAAGGUUUUGGCGGACCGGACUGUGACGUAGAAAUUUGCAGAAACAAUUGUAGCUUGAGUAUCAGCGCUGGUGUGUGCGACUUGAGCUACGGCCGCUGUCUCUGUAAUGAUGGCUAUGGUGGCGAAGACUGCUCUAUAAAACUCGAUAAGACUCAAUUGAUUUUCACAGAACUUUUCAACUCAGAGUUUCUGUCGGACGGUCUAGACCACCUAAGGAAGACAUUGCCCAGGUUUGGCCACAGUCUGGUGGCGGACAGACGAGGGCUUUGGAUGUUCGGUGGAUAUUCUCUUUCUCACGGUCCACUGAAUGAUAUACGAUUUUUCGAUACAAAAAAUAAUACAUGGAUGCAGGUUACUGUAGAAGCGACGCCCGAUGCUAAAAUGCCCGAAGGACGUUAUUUUCACGCCGCUGAAAUUUAUCAUUCAAAACAAAAUAUUUACAUAUAUGGUGGGCUUAGUCUACAAGAAAAAAGUAUGGCAAACAAAACUCUAGGAGACUUUUGGCAGUUCAGUUUAAAAGAUCAGAGGUGGGGCAAUAUCAAGACUAAAGAUGAACAUCCUACCCCGCUCGCCGGACACACGUUAACUUUGCAAAAAUAUCAAGAUUACGAAAGUUUGGUCCUAAUCGGAGGAUUUUCUUUGGAACAAGGCUUCAUGGCUGACAUGUGGGAAUUCGAUUUAGAUAACGAGAAAUGGAUUAAAUUGAACUGUAUUGGUCCCAAGCCGGCUGGAAUCAUUGGACACAGCACGGUGUAUCACGGUCCUUCGCAAAGUUUGUACAUAUAUGGUGGCAUUAUUUAUGAAUACGAUGGUACUAGAAUGUCUAAUAAACUGUUUUCUUUCCACUAUCCAAGUAAAAAGUGGAGUGAAUUGCCCUCUUUUAUGAGUUACGCUCAUUUCGCAAACAGUAACGACAAGGUGCCGCAAGCCGCGUACUUGCAUUCUGCAGUGACCACAAAUGACUACAUGGUCGUGUUUGGAGGCCGGACUGAUGCGGAGCAUCGAACAGAUACUCUCAUUGCUUAUAUCUACAGCUGCAAUCAAUGGGUCCGGCUUGUUAAAGGUGUGAGUAUAGUGGGCCACCCGCCGCCUCCGACGAUAGCCCACGCAAUGGCGAUCGACGUGGAGUCUGAAAAUGACGGGUACAUUUACAUAAUAGGCGGCUGGACGGGCAGCGCCCACUGCCAAGUCACCAGGAUAUCGUUACCCGAAGAUCUGUGCUCUCUUUGGAGCGCCAGCAAAAUGGAUUGCCGCAGUCACAUGGGCUGCAGUUUCUGUAGUACGGGGAAUUAUACUAAAUGUUUCGCCGUCGACAAACCUGGAUGUGAAGGGAGCGAAAGGGUUUCUACCAACGCGGGCUCUGCGUGUGAUGCGGAUAUGGUCGGCAGGCGGCAAUGUGAGAACUUUACGUCAUGCUCUUCGUGCCUGGCGGCGUGGCCGCUCUACCCGGAGGAGAAACCUGCUUGUCGAUGGUGUGAAUCCUGCGCAGCUGCUGUUGGGGAAUGUGUUUCUACUGACGAGUCUUGUACAAGUAUCAAAUGCAAUGCCGGUACAAGCUAUAUUAGUGACAUAGACCAAUGUCCCGAGCUGAAGUGCGUUGCGUCCGACUGUGAAAAAUGUGUAUCUAAUCAAUGCACUUGGACGAGGCUAGCUGUUAGAGAAGGUCAAUCCUUAAGAAUGUGGGAGGAGCCUUGGGAGAAGUUCGAUUGGACGUGCACAUUGAUCGAGGAGCCUACUCUCCGCCCUAUGAUAAAAGAGGAAUGCCCCACCAAGUGCCAUACGUUUGACGAUUGCCAGACCUGUCUGAGUUCCGAGGGUGCGGAGGGGGGCUUUGCUGAAUGCCAUUGGGCGACAUAUCUAGGGAAGUGUAUAUCUCCGGCGUACCAACCGGUGUAUUGUGCGGGAGGUGUGUGCGGGCUCGUGUUAACUAAAGCGGAUAAGAACAAGUGCCCCGCCCCAUGCGCCACUUUCGAACAGUGCAGCGAGUGUUUGCAUCACUCGCAUUGCGGCUGGUGCGCGAUAGAGGGCGCCAACGGCGAAGGAGUUUGUACUGAAGGUUCGAUCGAGACUCCCCUGGACUACUCCACGCGGACCACCUGUGCGGCGGUCUAUCAAAACGUCAAUCAGAACAAUAGCACUAACGACACAUUUUCUUGGCACUACACUCGAUGUCCGCCUGAGAAUGAAUGCGAGAACAAUCAUCACCAGUGUAAAGCAGAGUCAGAGGUGUGCCGCGACCUGCCGGAGGGUUACGAGUGCGCUUGCGGCCCGGGGCACAAGCGGGCGCCGAGCGGCAAGUGCGCGGCCGUGUGCUCGCAGGGCUGCGUGCGCGGCGUCUGCGUGCAGCCCGACGUCUGCCGCUGCGACUUCGGCUACGUCGGCGCCAACUGCACCAUACAGUGUCAGUGCAACGGACACUCCCAUUGCGAAGGGCCCGACAAGCUGGACAAGUGUAUCGAGUGCCACAAUAACACCAUGGGCAACCAAUGUGAGAAAUGUAAGCCCAACUUCGUCGGCGACCCCACCAACAACGGCCAGUGCGUUCCUUGCCUAUCCUUCUGCCAUGGCCACACGUCUAUUUGCACGAGCGACUUGACAGAUCCUACCUCGAAGUCGAGCGACUCUUCUACUGACAUUGAUGAUAUCUACCGCGAUCCGGCAGCGGCGAAGGCAAGAUGUGUUAGAUGCGCCAACAAUACGGAUGGCCCGCGGUGUGAGAAGUGCAUUGAAGGGUACUUUAGAGGCACGGAUGACUUCCGCGAUCCAUGCAGGCCAUGUGAGUGCCACGGCCACGGCGACACUUGCGACCCGGUGACGGGCGAGAAGUGCAACUGCGGCAACAACACGGAGAGCGACGUCUCUUGCCAGACGACCAGCUCCAGCAAGAAUUCUGCGCAGGAGUGCUGGCGUUACCAGUGCGUCAAGUGCAGGGACUUGUACAUGGGAGACCCAAGGAAUGGACACCAAUGCUACAAGACUAUUAAUAUCGAGAACAAGCUGUGCUUCGAUGGCAAGUCUAUAGAUGAAUGUAAGAUAAAGCCUCGCCCUCUGUACCCCGGGCAGACAGUGUUUGUAGCAGUGAACCCGCGCUAUAUGAACGUGGACAUAAGAGUUAUAGUUGACGUCACGCAGGGCGCCGUCGACCUCUACCUGAGCCCCAACGAUAGCUCCUUCGUAGUGCAAGUGAACUCCAGCAACGGGGCCCAUGCGGUGGAGCUGGACCCUGUGUACAGCAAGCAUGAGCCUUUUAAGAAAAUGCCGUCCUUCGACGAUCACGUGCCCGACCAGCCACGUAUCACUUGGUGGCACGAUAAGGUCGAAUAUACGCUGGCAGAUUAUUCGGCGAAGGAUUUAGCAACAUACGUGACUGUUGACAGACGGAAUAUUCUACUGCGCGUGCGAAACCUGCGCAACCGACUGGUGCUCACUCUGCCGGAGAGCGUGCACGAUUUGACGCACACUAAAUUCUACGUCAUAAUAAAGGCGCGACAUACUGAGGACGGCGCGGCGAGCUUCGGCGUCACGUUUUUCAGGCAGGAUCAGCUGCACAUCGACCUGUUCGUGUUCUUCUCCGUGUUUUUCUCCUGCUUCUUCUUGUUCCUGGCCGCGUGUGUGGUGGCCUGGAAAGCCAAGCAAGCGGCCGAUGUUAGGCGCGCAAGGAGAAGACAUGUAGUCGAGAUGUUGCAUAUGGCGAAGCGUCCGUUCGCGGCGGUGACGGUGGUGAUGAGCGGCAGUGGGCCCUCUCUGGCGGGGGCAGGGGGGCGCCGCCGUCGGGCUGCAGAACUGCGCCCCGUCGCCAUAGAGCCCACGGGCGACGCCCGCGCGGCCGUCACCACUGUGCUCGUCAGAUUGCCGGGCGGAGUGCGAGCGCCGGUGCGGCUGGCGCUGGCGUCGUCGCUGGUGCUGGUGUCGCGUGCGCCGGCGCAGCGCGCGCGCGCUCGCCCGCCGCGCGCCGCGAGACACCCGCCCUCCGCGCGCAUCGCCCUCAACACAUAACUCGUCUGUCUCUACUCGCUCAUGCUGGCCACACCAACGAGAAAUGCGUUAAAUAUGGUUUGGAUAAUGGGCAUUUAACGUAAUUGUAGCCACAAUGAGCGUUUAAGACAUCCACCUGUGAAUCGAAAGGUCUCAGGUUCGAAUACUACUCGUACCAACAUGAGUGCUAUACCAAUCUAACCCAUGUAUAGUAAUUUUCAUUGACCACCACUUGCUUCCGUUGAAGAAAAACAUCGUGAGGAAACCUACACACUGGUUGA